Messenger RNA from Thunnus maccoyii (southern bluefin tuna), 2266 nucleotides. RefSeq names its product SAC3 domain containing 1 (gene sac3d1). Gene Ontology annotation, biological process: centrosome duplication; spindle assembly. The transcript is spliced from 4 exons. The coding region runs from base 78 to 1274 and encodes 398 amino acids. The record is from RefSeq and is a predicted model, not a curated record. Gene Ontology annotation, cellular component: centrosome; spindle; nucleus. Lineage: Eukaryota; Metazoa; Chordata; Actinopteri; Scombriformes; Scombridae.
AAACAAAGACGACUCAUUUCUGUUGGCUGAUCCCGGAACGUGACCGACAGUGACGAGCUGCAUUCUCAGAAGAGCCAAUGAACCGCAGGAGAGCACCUCGUCGCAUCUCCCACUCCCAGAGGAGGAGUGCACCAGCAGGAGGAGAGUGGAGACAGAGGAACCAAGAGCAAUGGCGAGGCCAAGAGAAACCACAAGUGAGAGAAGUCGAGGAGGAGGUAAGACCUGGGCAGCAGGGGAAGGAAAAUGUGCCCAAGGGGAUCUGCUGGUCUAUGUGCCCUGCUCGUGAGCAGCAGGCGCGGGAGUCACAGAACCGCCUGCACCGCUUUGAGAUGUUAGCAGGCACAGCAAGAGAUCGACGGCCCAGAGUUGACCCCCUGCGUGCUGUCAAGGAGUAUUCCAGACCAGCAGCGGGGAAAGACGCAACAAACCCCACUGACCUCCGUCCCCCUGAUGUGUUGCUGAAAACUGUGAGCUACCUUAUUGAUGACAUUGCUGCCUCCCCUCGUCUGCAUCCUUGGACUGAGGUAUACAGCUUUGUUUUUGAUCGGCUGCGUAGUGUGAAGCAGGACAUGAUCAUCCAGAGGGUGAGUGGGUCAGACUGUGUCGCCAUUUUGGAGCGGACAGUACGUUUCCUCAUCUAUGCCUCUUAUCGUCUUUGUGGUGAGCCCCUGCGGCUCUAUGACCCACGCAUCAAUGACACACACCUCCAGGAGAACCUGAGCUGGCUGUUGGACUGCUAUGCAUCUGAAACAAGACCACAUCCCAACCAGGAGGAGUUUCAGGCUCUUGGUCUGCUCUACAACUUAGGUUCAACUCGUGCCAUGCAGCACGUCAUGGAGCUCCCUGAGCGGCUUCGCAGCAGUCCUGCCAUCACGCUUGCUAUGUCCAUCAACCGGGCUUUUCUAGAGCGAAACCCUGUACGACUGCUCCGAUUUGCCAAAAGGUUGAACUUCCUGCAGAGCUGUGCUCUGCACCGACACCUGGUGUCAUGUCGUAGAGAUUUGCUGCUAAUAUACAGCCAUGGAUACAGCAGCCGAAACUGUCGCUUUCCCCUGGACAAGCUGUCUCAGCUCUUGGCCUUGGAUACAUCACUCACAGCUCAACUCUGUCAAGCGUAUGGAGUGGAGGUUAAUCAACAAAACCAAGUGGUCUUCUCCAAAACUGCUUUCACUGAGCCUGAACAAGGGAAACUGCACUGUACACUAUAUCACAAUAUAGUGGCAGAGAAACAAAGAGACCUCACUAUUGGGAGCAUCAUUCACGGUUGUGCUUGAGACAAAAACGUUGUGAAUAAAUGAUAAAAUAACAAGCUGUCUAUUUGCUCCCGUUCCUCCACAGUAGGCCACAGCUUUUACACAGCCUGUUCAAGACAGGAGUGGUGCGCUGUUAUUCCGCCUCUCCAUUCUGUAUAAAAGGUACAGACAUGGAAUGGCGGGGGGGGGGCAUUGUUGUUCUACCAUUAAGCCAGCAGCAGAAGUAGUCACAUUGCCGAAUUGAUGUCUUUGUAAAAGGGACAGCUGGCAUGGCGGAACUACACACGCUAGAUGCUGACAAUGUUACAUGUUACACCUCUGAUUCUGGAACGUGCAUGCUAUCUAAAAUCACACACAGGGGCGGCAUUAUGCCGGCUUUGUUUGGUUCAGUGUAAAAAGAGAGCAAAGCCGGCAUAAUGAUGGGUCUUCUUUAUGGCAAUAUUGCAGGAUUUCUGUAUAAAAGGGGCUAGUGAAACUGGCAGAGAUUUAAAGUCUUGUUCAAAGAUCUCUGUUCAGCAGGGCAGCUGUUGUGCUAUGUGGUUUCUUCUUUCUACUCUCUUCAAUACAAUAUUGCUUCAAAGCACCGGAAGUUUAAGGUUCUUCUUUUCCCUGAGUUGGGCAGGGCACUCUUCUUGGCUGUCCAUUCUGAAUGUUUUACUGAUGAAAUGUUUUAUGUUCUUGUGUGUUUUUUAAGGUCAGUGUUAGGGCCAUUGUCGGGCUAUGCUGCCUGAGAGAGGCUCAUCUCAGGAAAGAAAUGUCCCGUCUUGGUUCUGUAUGUUCUCAUUCAUCCAUACACUCAUGUGUGGCCAUGUACCUGGUGCCUAAAAUACUUUAAAGAUGUGAAUUCCUUUUUAUAUUGAUACUGUUUAAGUGUUAUAUUAGUGUCAUGCUAUGUUUUUGUUUUUCAGUACUUCAGAAAACAUGUAAAAUAAACUGUGCAGCAGUGUUCAUUUCAUCUAAUAAAUGCAGUACCUCAGAAACCCAUUUCAAUAAAUUUUGUUACUUAAAUGAGA